AAUAUCUUUAAAUUCGCCACAAUUGAUCUCUUUUCGGUCUCGGACGCCCUAGGCUGUAAAUCUAUUUUUGGGAGCAAGAGGGAAGAAGAGGGAGAGGGGGCAAGGCGAAGAGGGUGAGUUAUAACCAGAGAGGAGGAGCAGGAGGUUCGAGGAGAAAGAAAUGGGAGAUGGUGUGAAGUAUUUGGAGCAGCAGAGGGCAUUGCAGCCGGAGCUUGCAGAAUGGUAUGCCGCCAUGGCGGAUCUUUAUGAGCGCAAGCUGUGGCAUCAACUCACCCUCAAACUGGAUCAGUUCUUGCCUCUUGCGGUUCUGCAGGGUGGUGACACACUUAUUCAGCUAUAUCACAAUUUUAUUACAGAAUUUGAAACAAAGAUAAAUCUGCUUAAGCUUGCACAUUUUGCUGUCAUAGUUUCACGUCAGUACACAGAAAAGGAGGCUGCUAUUAGUUUCAUGGAGGGAGUAAUUGAGAAGCUUCGUGCUACAAGGGAGAUGAGGGUUGAGGAACCCAUUAUAUAUGUUAGAAUGCAAAUAGCUGCAUUCAAACUUGAGCAAGGUGAACAGAGAGAGUGCAAAAGGCUACUAGAUGAUGGCAAAAGCACUCUAGAUAGUAUGACAGAUAUUGAUCCUACUGUUUAUGCAAGCUACCAUUGGGUCUCAUCGCAAUAUCAUAAAUCAAGACAAGAAUUUGCUGAGUUUUACAAAAGUGCACUUCUCUAUUUGGCUUAUACAACUGUAGAGUCUCUUUCGGAACCAUUUAAGCUGGAUUUAGCGUUUGACUUAUCUCUUGCUGCUCUGCUUGGAGAUAAUAUAUACAAUUUUGGAGAAUUAUUGGCCCAUCCAAUUGUGAAAAGUCUUCUGGGAACAAGUGUAGAAUGGCUUUACUACAUUUUGCAAGCUUUUAAUUCUGGUGAUCUUGUUCGAUAUCAAGAACUUUGCCAUAUUCAUAUGGCAGCCCUUAAUGCACAACCAGGUCUUGUUGAGAAUGAGAAAAAAUUGCUGGAAAAGAUUAAUAUCUUGUGUUUGAUGGAGAUCAUAUUCAGCCGGCCUUCAGAAGAUCGAACAAUCCCAUUGAGGGUCAUUGCAGAACGUACCAAAUUAUCAGUAGAAGAUGUUGAAUAUCUUCUUAUGAAAAGCCUUUCUGUGCAUUUGAUUGAAGGGGUUAUUGAUCAAGUAGAAGGGACUGUGCAUGUAUCUUGGGUGCAGCCCAGAGUGCUGGGAAUCCCACAAAUCAAAUCAUUACGGGACAGGCUUGACAACUGGUUGCAUAAAGUCCAUACAACUGUUUUGGCUGUUGAGGCUGAAACACCAGACUUAGUGGCAUCAUGAGUGGAAGGGUAAUAGUCUCUGUGAAGUAUUCAGUUUAUUCUCUAUAUAAAAUUGAUAACUUUAUUAUUACCUAUUGAGUAGGUCUUCUGACAUUGUUUGAUUCAAGUGGAGGUUUUUAGUUUUUAGUUUUCUUGGUUUUGACAGCUAAGAUAUUAGAGAUCUGUAAGAUCAGCUUUGGAAUUCCUCCCCUCCCAACGCUGUAGACUCAUUGGAGUAUUCAUAAACUCUUUUAGGAGGAAGAUUCAGUACAUUAAAUUAUUGAUUUUGUAAUUUCCUUUAAGAGGGGUCUGAAAAUGUUGGAACUAUAAGCAUUACACAGUGGCAUUCAGAUUUAUUACAAUUAGAAUUCACAUGCCUUUAAUUAUGA
This is a messenger RNA of Cryptomeria japonica (Japanese cedar), 1691 nucleotides long. RefSeq names its product 26S proteasome non-ATPase regulatory subunit 13 homolog B. Gene Ontology annotation, biological process: ubiquitin-dependent protein catabolic process. Gene Ontology annotation, molecular function: structural molecule activity. The record is from RefSeq and is a predicted model, not a curated record. Lineage: Eukaryota; Viridiplantae; Streptophyta; Pinopsida; Cupressales; Cupressaceae. The transcript is spliced from 6 exons. Gene Ontology annotation, cellular component: cytosol; nucleus; proteasome regulatory particle, lid subcomplex. The coding region runs from base 161 to 1324 and encodes 387 amino acids.